This is a messenger RNA of Grus americana (Whooping crane), 495 nucleotides long. It is a transcript of the gene GP1BB, whose product is annotated as glycoprotein Ib platelet subunit beta. Lineage: Eukaryota; Metazoa; Chordata; Aves; Gruiformes; Gruidae. The record is from RefSeq and is a predicted model, not a curated record. The transcript has a single exon. Gene Ontology annotation, molecular function: protein binding. The coding region runs from base 1 to 495 and encodes 164 amino acids.
AUGUGCCCUGUGCCAUGCAAGUGUGCCACCAACAUUAUUGACUGCAUGUCAAAAGGCUUAACUGUAGCGAAACUACCAGUUGCUUUCCACCCUUCGGCUGAAAUGAUCCACCUUGGUUACAACAAGCUCACCUCUAUUCCCAAUGGGCUCUUUGACAACCUAAAGAGCCUCCAGGUAGUCUACUUGCAGGGCAACCCUUGGGAAUGCAACUGUGACAUCCUCUACUUGCGCUCCUGGAUCCAGUGGCAGCAGAACCGGACCUUAUACAGGGAUGUGAGAUGCAGCUCCCCAGCGCACCUGCAGGACCGGAUCAUUGCCUAUCUGACAGAAGAUGAGAUCAUCUCCACAUGCCAGCACUGGUACUGCAGCCUGGCUCUUCUCUCUCAGCUCUGUCUCCUCAUCCUCCUUUUCCUCCAAGGUAUCUUGGUUAUCCUCAUCAUUGUUUACCUGCAGAAAUUUCGGAGAAUGACCGUUGAAGCCCGGAGUACCUUUUAA